This is a messenger RNA of Lacerta agilis (Sand lizard), 2644 nucleotides long. Its product is annotated as protocadherin beta-16-like. The transcript has a single exon. Gene Ontology annotation, cellular component: plasma membrane. Gene Ontology annotation, biological process: homophilic cell-cell adhesion. The record is from RefSeq and is a predicted model, not a curated record. Gene Ontology annotation, molecular function: calcium ion binding. The coding region runs from base 215 to 2644 and encodes 809 amino acids. NCBI's taxonomy places the organism in Eukaryota, Metazoa, Chordata, Lepidosauria, Squamata, Lacertidae.
GUUUUGUGAAAAAUCCCUCCGGAAGCUCACAGGAAUAUUUGAAACAAGAAGACAGAUAAGAAGACGGUCUGUGAGAAAAUAUAUAACAUUCAGUACAGCAAAGCCAACAGCACUGCAGCACCAAAUUUACUUCCCCAACAGCAGAGAAGUUCACUGGAUGAGAGUCAGAAAGUGUAUAUAUUGGCCAGAAAUUGAAGAGGCAGAUUCUUGAACCAUGGGAGGCUGCUUCAGGAGAAAACAAGGUCUGUAUCUUUUCCUUUUCCUUUGUCUUCCUGGAGCAUUGUGUGUUUCAAGUCAUUACUCUGUGCCUGAAGAAAAGAAAACUGGGUCUUUGGUGGCAAAUGUGCUGCAGGAUUUGAAACUGGGAACAGGGGAGCUGUCUGUUCGCAGAGCCCAGCUAGUGUCCAAAAGCGCUAAGCAAUAUUUCCACCUUGAUACUCACUCUGGGGAUCUGUUGAUAAGCGAAAAAAUAGACCGAGAAGCUUUGUGUGACCAGACUGAUCCUUGCUUACUUCUCUCACAAAUUGUGCUGGAAAACCCAUUAGAGCUCUACAGUAUUGUAGUCAAGAUAGAAGAUGUGAAUGACAAUGUUCCCAAAUUCUCUACAAAGGAAUUUGAUCUGGAAAUUCCUGAGAAUGUCUCUCCAAAUACACAUUUCCCGUUGGAAUCUGCCCAAGAUGAGGACCUAGGAAUGAAUAACAUCCAAAACUACACACUCAGUCACAAUGAGCAUUUCCGCCUCGAUGUUAAAAGUGAUGAGGAUGGAAACAAGCAUGUGGAUAUUGUCCUGGAGAAACCUCUGGACAGGGAGAAGGAGCCACACUUUGGACUGACUCUCAUGGCUGUGGAUGGAGGGGAGCCACAGAGAACAGGCACAGUUCGAAUAAAUAUUCAUGUUCUGGACAUCAAUGAUAAUUCCCCACAGUUUACUCACUCUGAAUAUAAAGCUAGGUUAAAAGAAAACAGCCCACAGGGUACUCUGGUCUCCAAAGUGGAAGCUACAGAUUUGGAUUUUGGCUCAAAUGCACAGAUCACCUACUCAUUCCACAGGGUGCCAGAAAAAAUAUACAAAUUGUUCGACCUAAAUGAAAUCACAGGGGAAAUCACUAUUUUAGGUCAAGUUGAUUAUGAAAAAGAAACCAGAUAUGACAUGAAAAUUAGAGCAACAGAUGGAGGGGGCCGUUCAGGGCACUGCAAGGUCCUGGUAGAGAUUGAGGAUGUGAAUGACAAUGCCCCUGAAGUGUCCGUCAUAUCCAUCACUAGUCCUUUGGCAGAGGAUUCUCCCCUGGAGACACUUGUGGCUCUCUUCAGUGUCACAGACCGAGACUCCGGAGACAAUGGCAGAACCAUGUGCUCUGUGGAGACAAACCUUCCCUUUGUCUUAAAACCCACAAUGGAUAACUAUUACCAGCUUGUGGUCCAAAGUCCCUUGGACAGAGAGAAGGUCUCAGAGUACAAUGUCACCAUCACAGUGGUUGACCAGGGCUCUCCCAGGCUCACUUCAACUAGAAUUAUUAACAUUCAGAUCUCAGAUAUCAAUGACAACCCUCCAGUAUUUGAAAAGUCUUCGUAUGAAAUGCAGAUACGGGAAAACAAUAUUCCAGGUCUGCUCAUUGGCUCAGUCCGUGCUGCUGAUCUGGACACUGAGAAGAAUGCCAAGGUCACCUACUCCCUUUUGCCUGGGAAGGUCACUGAUGGCCUUGUGGCCUCUUACAUCUCAGUCAACUCUGAAAGCGGAAAUCUGUAUGCCCUCCGAUCUCUGGAUUACGAGCAGAUCAAAGAUUUCAAAGUGACGGUGAGGGCUACAGAUGGAGGGUCUCCUCCCCUCAGCUCAGAAGUUACUGUCCGAGUCGUAAUCAUAGACGAAAACGACAACGCUCCCUUCUUCCUCUACCCUCUUCAGAACAGCACAUCCCCCUGCAAUGAGCUGGUCUCCAAGUCGGUGGAGGCCGGCUACCUGGUCACCAAGGUGGUGGCUGUGGAUGGAGAUUCUGGCCAGAACUCGUGGCUUUCCUAUGAGCUGCUGAAGGCCACAGACCCUGGUCUUUUCAGCAUAGGAGCCCAGAAUGGGGAAGUGAGAACCAGGAGAGCCCUGACCGAGCGAGACACCAGCAAGCAGAGACUCAUGAUAGUGGUGAGGGACAACGGGCUCCCUCCCCAGAGCAGCACUGCCAUGCUCCAUGUCCUUCCCGUGGGUGGCUUUUCGGAUCCUUAUAUGAAGGCUGUGGAGGUCAGUAAAGAGGAACACGAAGAAGAUGGGACCUUGACCUUGUAUUUGGUGAUCUGCCUGGCUGCAGUCUCCUUUGUGUUCCUUAUCUGCAUUGUUUCCUUUGCUGCUCUCAAGAUCUGCAGGAGGGAUCCCAGGGAAAGUUUUAUCGCUGCCCCUCCUCACUUCCCAUCUGCCAGACCCGACAUCCCAGAGAACGGUGGCGAUUCUCAGAGCGGGUCGCUUUCCAGGAGUUACCACUAUGAUGUUUGCUUAACCGGUGGGUCCUUGAGCAGCGAGUUCAGGUUCCUCAGGCCCCUCAUUCCUGUUUUUUCUGUGGGGGGCCCAAACCUCAAUGUGAACCAGUCCAUUCCUGCUUCCCAAGAUAUUCCUGAUGCUUUGGAGAGCAGAAAGCCAAUGGAACAGGUGAGAGAUUAG